GGUGCCCCUAAUGCUUGAAAUCAAAACAAAAAGCAACUCGAUUGGCAACCUUUAAUGAAAUUAAAUUGAAAUAAUGUCACAAAAUCAGGUGAUUGUGCUGCAGGCAGGCUACUCGUACAAGGAUGCAAACGAGGCGAAUGCAAUGCGCGCCAACUGCAGCUGCACGCUGAUAAGCUGUCGCGAUGGCACCAACAUAAUUGUGGACACCCUAACCGCCUGGGAUGGCGACCAGUUGAAAUCCUUGCUGGCUGCGCAGGGCUUGCAGCCGGCCGAUAUAAAUGUGGUCGUUUGCACACAUGGGCACUCGGAUCAUAUUGGCUGCAAUUAUCUAUUCCAGGAGGCGCGUCUGCAUAUUGUCGGCUCGUGUGCAUCCAAUCGUGAUCUUUAUUUUGAGCAUGCCGGCGCACUGGAUGCGCAUGGCGAGGUGCUGGUCGAGGAGACGCCUGGACACACGCUGAGCUGUGUCUCGGUCAUAGUACACAAUACAAAGCUGAACGGCACGGUGGGCAUUUGUGGGGAUCUGUUCGAGCGGCGCGAGGACAUAGACGAUGCACAGAUUUGGAAGGCUGCGGGCAGCGAGGACGAGAAGCGACAGGCUCAAGAGCGGCAUCGUCUGGCGGAAUUGUGUGAACACAUUGUGCCCGGACACGGGCAAAUGUUUGCCCUAAAUGCCGAACUGCGUAGAAAACUGAGAACUUGUGUAGAACUGAGAACAACGUAGCACAUGGCAGUUGCUGAAGGUUCCUAGUGAUAGGGUUUAGCAAGCUAUGAUAUUAACAUUAUAUAACGACUGCUUUUUUUUUUUUUUUGUAUUUUAUAGGCGCUUGUAUGUUUAAUUCAAAUUUCGUCUUGCACUCGUUUCGUUACAAGUUUUUUUUGGUCUCAAAUUUUUACCGUUUAAGCGAAGCUAUGUUUCAUAAAUCAAUAAAGAUAUUGCCUAUUUAAA
This is a messenger RNA of Drosophila montana, 946 nucleotides long. Its product is annotated as metallo-beta-lactamase domain-containing protein 1. The record is from RefSeq and is a predicted model, not a curated record. NCBI's taxonomy places the organism in Eukaryota, Metazoa, Arthropoda, Insecta, Diptera, Drosophilidae. Bases 74 to 721 code for a protein of 215 amino acids. The transcript has a single exon.